AACAGAACAGAACAGAACAGAACAGAAGAGAAGAGAAGAAAGAGAAGUGACUUUGUGUGUGUUUCUAGAGAGAGGAAGAGAGAGUCCUUUGUUUGUGGGGGAUACAUAAUCAGGAGAAAGCGAGAAGGAGAGGCCACAAUUUACUUAGCAAAAUCCUCAUCCAAAGGCGAAAUCAAAACCCUAUCAUCUCCCAAAUCUUCGCCACUUUUCUAUAUCAUCUCGCUUUUUGCAUGGCUACCAUUGUUUCUUAGCUUCUUCUCCCUUAAAACGAUAAUACAGAGUUUAAUUCAAUCAAUUGUUCCGGAGAGAAGAAGGAUUAGCAGAGAGGAUGGCCCCAAGGCCAGGCAGGGGCAAGGGAAAUAAAUCGAAGAAUGAGAAGAAGAAGAAGAAGAAAGAAGAGAAAGUUGUACCGAGUGUUGUUGACAUAACCGUCAUCACUCCAUACGAAACUCAAGUUCUGCUCAAGGGGAUAUCGACUGAUAAAAUUCUGGAUGUGAAGAAGCUUUUGGCAGUUAACGUUGAAACAUGCCACCUGACAGAGUACUCUCUAUCUCAUGAGGUUAAAGGACGUAAUAAAUUGAAUGAUAAGAUGGAGGUUGUUGGACUGAAGCCAUGUUUGCUGAGAAUGGUUGAAGAGGACUAUAGUGAUGAGUCACGUGCCAUGUCCCACGUGCGGAGGCUCCUUGAUAUCGUCGCAUGCACUACGCGCUUCGCCAAGCCUAAGGGCGGUGCCGGCGGUGGUGGAGCGGAAUCUCGUCCGAAGAAAAGUAAAGUGCAGCAAAGCACGGUAGUACCAGCGGCGCAAGAUGGAGAAUCUCGGCUGCCGGAGGCUACGGAGUCGGUGGUUAGGGGGAAUUACGAAAUGGUGGCGAUUCACCCAAUUCCGAAGCUGUCGGAUUUCUACGAGUUCUUCUCUCUUUCGCACCUCUCUCCGCCUAUACUACAUUUGAAAAGAGUGGAAAGUAAAUACGGAGAAACAAGGCGAGAUGGUGAUUAUUUCGAAAUGCAGAUAAAGAUAUGCAAUGGGAAGAUCAUACAAGUGAUGGCAUCUGCAAAAGGUUUCUAUACUUUGGGGAAACAAUACUUGCAGAACCAUUCUCUGGUGGAUCUACUGCAACAGCAAAGUCAAGCUUUUGCCAAUGCAUAUGCAUCCUUAAUGAAAGCAUUUGUCGAACACAAUAAGUUUGGUAACCUUCCAUAUGGUUUCCGUGCUAAUACCUGGCUUGCUCCUCCAUCAAUGGCUGAUUCUGCGUCUCACUAUGUGCACUGGGGAGGAAAUGGUGGAGGUCAGGGUAGAAAGGGAGAAUACGAUCAUAGACCAUGGGCGACGGAUUUUGCAAUAUUGGCAAGCCUACCUUGCAAAACAGAGGAAGAGAGAGCUAUUCGUGAUAGAAAGGCUUUUUUGGUCCAUAAUCUAUUUCUGGAUGUCUCCAUUUUCAAAGCAGUUUCUUCCAUACAGAAAGUCGUAGACUCUGCUGCUAAGACUGCAUCAAAAAUUUCUCCAGGUUCGGUGGUGCAAGAGACACGUAUUGGAGACCUAUUUAUUACAGUCAAACGAGAUGAGCCAGAUUCUAGCUCGAAAAGGGAACUUAAGAUUAUUGGCAGCAAAAUGAAUGAAUCUGUGAAGGAAGUUUCCCAGAGAAAUACACUAAAAGGAGUAACUGCCGAUGAAAGUGUUGUUGUCCAUGAUACUUCUUCUUUGGGUGUGGUUGUUGUUCGGCAUUGUGGCUACACAGCCACAGUAAAGGUUGUUGGUGAUAUAAAAAGCGGAAGGAACUUGAAAGAUGUUGAGAUUGAGGACCAACCUGAUGGAGGGGCCAACGCUCUUAAUAUUAACAGUUUACGCGUAUUGCUUAACAUGCCUAGUGUGGAAUCACCAGUCCGAGGACAAGCUCUUCAUUCUGAUUGCAUGGAUGUUGAGACUUCGAGAUGCCUGGUCCAGGAAGUAAUGAAAGAUUGUCUUAUAAAGCUCGACAAGAAUCCUGCAACAGUAGUAAAUUGUAUCAGAUGGGAACUUGGUUCUUGUUGGGUUCAGCAUCUACAAAAGCAGGAAACACCAACAGAUAAUAACUCUGCAAGCCAUAAAGAUGGUGAUAAGGUUGAGCCUGUGGUUAAGGGACUUGGGAAGCAAUUUAAACUGCUAAAGGCAAGAGAAAAGAAAUCUGCCAGUGAUGGCAAUGAUGAACAAAAUGCUGGAUCCAGCAGUGUAAGCAAGGAAGACAAUUCAGAAAAUGGGAAAUUCUGUAUGUCUGAUUGUGAGUUGCUAAAAUUUGUUUGUGAAGAUGCUUUCUUGCGAUUGAAAGAUACUGGGACUGGGCUUCAUACAAAGUCAAUGGAUGAACUGGUCAAGAUGGCUUUUGCGUAUUACGAUGAUGUUGCUUUACCCAAGCUGGUUGCAGACUUUGCAUCACUUGAACUUUCUCCGGUCGAUGGCCGUACACUGACUGAUUUCAUGCAUCUUAGAGGAUUACAGAUGCGUUCUUUGGGUCGUGUGGUCGAACUUGCAGAUAAGCUUCCGCAUAUAGAGUCUCUUUGUAUACAUGAAAUGGUUACUCGAGCUUAUAAGCAUGUAGUUCGAGCUGUUAUUGCUUCUGUCGAGAGCAUGGAUAACAUGUCUACUGCUAUAGCCACAACUUUAAAUUUCUUACUGGGAUCUUACAAUGCUGAAAGCAGUGAUCAAACUCUUAAAUUCCAAUGGUUGCGGGCAAUUUUGGACAAAAGAUUUGGUUGGAAAUUGAAAGAUGAAGUACAACAUUUGAGAAAGUUAUCAAUUCUGAGGGGCAUUUGUCAUAAGGUUGGGUUAGAACUGGUGCCUAAGGACUAUGAUUUGGAAAGCUCCACCCCGUUUACAAAAUCUGAUAUUAUCAGCAUAGUGCCCAUUUGCAAGCAUGUGGGUUGCUCUUCUGCUGAUGGGCGAACUCUCCUUGAAUCAUCGAAGAUUGCUCUAGAUAAAGGGAAGCUGGAAGAUGCUGUUAAUUAUGGAACAAAGGCUCUUGCAAAGAUGAUAGCUGUCUGUGGUCCUUACCAUCGUACAACUGCUGGUGCUUACAGUCUUCUUGCUGUUGUCCUGUAUCACACUGGAGACUUUAAUCAGGCAACUAUAUAUCAGCAGAAGGCAUUGGAUAUCAAUGAAAGAGAGCUGGGGCUUGACCAUCCAGAUACGAUGAAGAGCUAUGGGGAUUUAUCUGUAUUUUAUUAUCGCCUUCAGCAUAUUGAAUUGGCUCUGAAGUAUGUCAACCGAGCAUUGUAUCUUCUCCAUUUCACAUGUGGGCUUUCUCACCCAAAUACAGCAGCUACUUACAUAAAUGUAGCUAUGAUGGAAGAAGGAAUGGGAAAUGUUCAUGUUGCUCUCAGAUAUCUACAUGAAGCCCUUAAGUGCAACCAAAGACUAUUAGGAACGGACCACAUACAGACUGCUGCUAGUUAUCAUGCCAUAGCCAUAGCUCUUUCAUUGAUGGAAGCAUAUACUCUCAGUGUGCAGCACGAGCAAACUACUUUACAAAUUCUUCAGGCUAAACUAGGAGCAGAGGAUCUUCGCACUCAGGAUGCUGCUGCAUGGCUAGAGUAUUUCGAGUCAAAAGCAUUGGAACAGCAAGAAGCAGCACGCAACGGAACCCCAAAACAAGAUGCAUCUAUUGCCAGCAAAGGUCAUUUGAGUGUGUCAGAUCUCCUUGAUUUUAUAAGUCCAGAUCAGGAGUCAAAGGCCAUUGAUGCUCAAAGGAAGCGACGCUCAAAGGUUACUCAACUCGGUGAUAAAUCCCCUAGAGAGCAGCGAGAGGAAAAGAAAGAAGAACCAAUUAUCAGUGAAAGUAUCAAAAUAAGUGCUGUAGUGGAGGAAAGUAGCAGUAAUCCGGACAAGGUAGAUAGUAUAUCCUCCGAAGAACAUGUCAAGGUUGCUGAAACCAGAUAUGAUCUUCCACCCUCUGAUCAACUUGUCCAAGAAGGAAAGUCAGAAGAAGGGUGGCAGGAAGCUACAUCGAGAGGACGUUCUGGAAAUGGUGCUACAAGAAAGUUCAACAGAAAGAAUCCAGAUCUUGCCAAGUUAAAGAUUAAUUCGGCACACUCUCACUAUAAGGACGUCAGUUACAGGAAGGAGGUUGUUUCUCAGGGGCAUAAUAAGGUUACACUUAAGACCGUUUUCGCUGAGGCGUCUCUAAUAAAACAAUCUGGCACUGUAAGCUUAAACAAUACUGAUGAUUCAAGUAAAGUGCCCCUGAAGAUUUCUGGAACCAAAAGUUCUCCAUCUUCAGCAUCCAAAGUAUCUCUACUUCCUUCCACCCCUACAGCAUUAGCUUCGAAGUCGGUGUCGUACAAAGAAGUAGCAGUUGCUGCGCCUGGUACAGUUCUAAAGCCCUUACUGGAGAAAGUUGAAGAGUUAAGUGAGGAAAAAACUGACCACCAGAUAUACCAUAGUCCAAAAGAGAUAACCCAGCCUGAAGAGAGAGAAGGGGGUGCUCUAGAUGACUCCUUACCAGAUCGAGAAGAGGCAAAAGGAGACAAUGAAGGCGACACACAAGAUACUGUAUCUGAGUUGAUGCAUGCCCCUGCAGGUAUUCAAGAUCAGGAGAAAACUCUAGAGGCAAAUGGAAGCAAACUCUCAGCUGCUGCUCAGCCAUUCAGUCCAAGUGCCUUUACUUUGCCACUUACACUGCAAUCAACUGCUGCCACUAGCGUUUAUGAUGCCAUAGCUAGCCAAGGCACUCUCAUCGAACCAGUGGGUUUCCCUUCAGUUGCUGCUCCAGUUCCUUGUGGUCCUAGAUUAGCGAUGUAUUAUAGAGCGAGCCAGAGUUUCCGGAUUAGACCUGGAGUUUUGAGUUACCAAAUCCCUGUUAUUGAUAGAGAUGGUGCUGCCUCUCCAAAGACAAUGAACCCUCAUGCUCCUGAAUAUGUUCCUAGAAGAACAUGGCAAUUUAACCCAGCUACAGAAGAUUCAAAUCCAAUGAUUGAUUCUGAAAAUCCUGUUGUUGGUGCUGGUGCUAAGGUUGAUAAGCUCAAUGAGAAAGUUACAACUGGUGUAAGAGGGGAAAGACCGAGGAGAACCAGUUCUGAUGCAGAGAAAGCAGAGCUAGCAAGGCAGAUACUGCUCAGUUUCAUUGUAAAAUCUGUGCAGAAUACUUCAGAUCCUCCUUCUACAGCUGUAGUUACUGACAAGAAGCAUGACUAUCCGACUAAUUCAGCUGAAGCAAUUGCAAAUGACAGUGCAAUCAUAAAGAUAUUUUAUGGCAAUGAUGAAAAGAUGCCAAGGCCUGAGAUAAACAGUGAGAGGCAGAAGAUUGCCGAUGUAAAUAAAAAUAAGAUCAGUGAUGGGGAGGGCUUUGUGCUGGUCACAAAGCGGAGGAGGAAUCGGCAACAGUUCAGAAAUGGUGUGAAUGAGCUGUGCAGUCAACAAUCAAUCUGUGCUUCAGUUCGUUGAAGAGAGAAUAACGUUGGAAAGAGAGGAAUAAGAAUAAGUCGUUUCGGGCUCUGCAGGAAGGAUGCCAAAAAUACAUCCUCACAAAGGUAAUGUGUACUUGAUCAUUUCAGAUAGCACUCUAGUGGGUUUGAUGGGUAGACAGACAGAGAGAGAGAGAGCGAGAGAUAGAAGUGUUUAGUGAGACUUAAGUUCUCUUAUCUUGAAUUUUUGGCUGAUUGUAGUAAAAAUUAUGUUUUUCAUGUCUUCUCAAGUUCAACUUUAGAGCUACCAGUGUUAUCCUGACUUGAACGAAUUCAUUCUUGUACUAUGAAAUAAAGUUUCUCAUGGAUAUCUGAUUUUGGGAAAAAUAAAGAACAACUUGGCUA
Molecule: messenger RNA, 5778 nt
Organism: Salvia splendens (bonfire salvia)
Lineage: Eukaryota; Viridiplantae; Streptophyta; Magnoliopsida; Lamiales; Lamiaceae
Product: protein TSS
Exons: 23
Coding region: 329-5413 (1694 amino acids)
Biological process (GO): organelle organization
Cellular component (GO): cytoplasm
Molecular function (GO): protein binding
Source: RefSeq, a predicted model, not a curated record